AACCAUCCUGAAUUUUAUAAUUGACUCCCCGAGGACAUCUUGCUGGUAUUCUCGUGCCUUGUUUCGAGCCGUGCAAUCUAUAAGGCCUUAAAUAUGAGAUUCUCCCUCUUUAUGGCAAUCUCUGCCUUCGCUGGCUAUGUUGCUGCAGCAAGUAUUCCACUAGAACAACGUUCCUAUUCUUGUAGCGUGGAGGGUGAAUACUGCUGCACAUGGGAAGGAUGUAAAGACUGUUGCACAUACUGUGAACUGAGCAUUGAUGACGCUCAAGGACACUGUGCCUACUUUUUCUGAGACUCAUCAACGAAGGAGGAACUCAACCGAGUAGUAAAGCGCCAUUGGCUGUGGGGAUGGAUAACUAAGGGGA
Messenger RNA from Aspergillus piperis CBS 112811, 364 nucleotides. RefSeq lists its product as uncharacterized. NCBI's taxonomy places the organism in Eukaryota, Fungi, Ascomycota, Eurotiomycetes, Eurotiales, Aspergillaceae. The transcript is spliced from 2 exons. The coding region runs from base 94 to 291 and encodes 65 amino acids. The record is from RefSeq and is a predicted model, not a curated record.